This is a messenger RNA of Exophiala aquamarina CBS 119918, 1479 nucleotides long. RefSeq lists its product as uncharacterized. The transcript is spliced from 2 exons. Bases 1 to 1479 code for a protein of 492 amino acids. The record is from RefSeq and is a predicted model, not a curated record. NCBI's taxonomy places the organism in Eukaryota, Fungi, Ascomycota, Eurotiomycetes, Chaetothyriales, Herpotrichiellaceae.
AUGUCUUCUGACGCAACCUGGAAAUGUCACGCGUUUGGCGUAUCCUCUUUAUUACCUAGAGCUUCUUCCAACGGCGAGACUUCCAAAAACAAUCCUACCAAUCUCACCGCAAGAGAGAUAGCCAGAAUGCCAUCGUCGCCAACGAAAUCCCUCGACCCUCUGAUCGAUCACACCCACCAUUAUGCGUUCCCUCCAAUCUCAACUGCAGAUGCCCCAGGCAGACCUCCCACAGCCCCCCUGAAAGUACCCGCCUUUGAAUCGAUGGCACACGAUAUGGAUGCUGGUGAUAAAACAGUGCCACUCAAUGAGUUGCAUAUCCAGCUGGGUCGCUCGAACUCACAAACCAACUUUGAUCAGAAUUGUGAAGGCCCUUAUCGAGAACACUCGAUCGUUGACCCGUCCUUGUUGAUGGAUCCUUUCUAUGAAAAUUCAAGUUACCUACCCAUCCGAGAGACGAUUUCCCCCUAUUUACUCGAUUAUCCGGAGGAAUUCAACUAUUGCAACCCCGCUUCGACAAGCCUACAUGAUAUGGCAAGCUUCAACGUCGGUUUUGGCGGCACUGCACCCGACAGCUUACCUGCUCUGACGUGCAAUCUAGCCAGCCCUCAGAUCGGAGGGUCGCUGACCACACCGAAGUCGACGGAUACCUCACCCCUCUUUUCCGUCCAUGACACCGACCUCGCACUAGAUGGGCUUGGACUUUCCUGGAGCGACCCUCUAACGAUAGGGCAAAGCCUUCCACCAGACCAUGCAGGACUUGAGUCUCUCAAUUACCUAGCAAUUCAUGGGGCGACGGGACUGCAACCCCACGGCUAUCCUUUACCGUCUCAAUUCUGCCCGCAUCUCGCAGACAGCAUGGUAUUUGAUGGUGUUUGGGAUCCCAAUGCCGGGCAUCUUGAUGCUCAAUUUGGACAGAACAUACCGUCGCCCCCUGAUCAAAUGUACAACAUUGAUACGACUGGAUUAUUUCAAGACAACAUAACAACAGAUUGGCGGGUCCAUAGUACCGAAAGUCCUAACCAAGAUGCAUCCCGUCGACAUUCAAAAGGCAGGAGCGCUCAAAGAGAUACUUCUAAGGAUGAGCUCUUGGUGAGUUGCAAGGCUCAAGGAAUGUCAUAUAAGCAAAUUAAGGAACUGGGCGGGUUUGAUGAGGCCGAAUCAACCCUACGGGGCCGUUAUCGAGCACUCACCAAGCCAAGGGAAGCCAGACUGCGAAAACCAGAAUGGGGAAAGCGUGAGAUCGAAUUGCUCUUCGAGGGCGUGGCUCAUUUCUCCAAGUCAAACGCGGAUUUCUUGCUUCCGGAAGACGCUCCUGACAGCGCUAGUCUGAACCAACUUGUCAACAAGAUACCCUGGAAACAAGUUGCUGAAUAUAUGGAGAGUAGAGGCACCUACAGAUAUGGUAACUGGACAGUCAAAAAGAAGUACAUGGAAAUCCUGAAAAGCCGCGCCAGUCUCUAUCCAGCUCGUCCUGGUUAA